Molecule: messenger RNA, 551 nt
Organism: Chilo suppressalis (striped riceborer)
Lineage: Eukaryota; Metazoa; Arthropoda; Insecta; Lepidoptera; Crambidae
Source: the annotation of a GenBank genome assembly
AUGCCGAAACGUAGUGGUGAUAAAGAGAAUAGAAGGGCGAAGAAAAUAAGACGCCUAGAAAAAAAAAUAGCCAAAUACAAAGAAAAUACCCAAGAUGGCGAAACAGCCUCAACACAUGAAAGUGACCCUGAAAUUUGCUCAAUAAUAGAGUAUGUGGAUCAGAAUUACUGUGAAAUUCGAGAGUUGGAAUCUCAUAAUAUCUCUGAGCAAACUGAAGAGUUAGACAACUCUAUUCUAUCAGCACUGGGUGAAGCACCCACCAACAAGACUCUAUAUGGAAAUAAGAUACAUGAGGAGAUAUAUAAUGCAUUCAAAAAUAUCCUCACGGAGGGCUUGUCUAAAGAAAGAAAAGUAGAGAUUUUGGAGACACUCCAAAUACCCGGAAACUGCAAAUUGUUAGAUGCACCGAAACUUAACAUGGAAAUUGUGGGAGUUCUUAAUAACCCCUCCAAGACUCGUGACAAGUUGCUGGAGGAACGUCAAAAAGAAAUGGGUCUUGCAGUAGCGGGAAUAUCUCAAGUUCUGAAUGCUAUCUCAAAAUAGGGUUUUGA